AUGACCGACCCCACAACAGCCAGGGAGGCCUGUGUCCAGCCAUGUGGGGGGCCAUCCGCUCCACCCCGUCGCCGCCGCUCCUUUCGCCGUCUUCUCGGCCGCUUUCUCCGAGUUCUGGGCGUCCUCCCCAGCUCUGGGGUCUCCUCACCGGAGACCCAACCUGGCGUGAAUCAGAGCGGUACUGGCCGUGGCAGCAACAGUAGCGAAGGCUUUGGGGACUCAGCCAGGUCAGCCAACGAGGUCUCCAGGGAGGCUGGGGUCGCGCGCCUUCCCCAACCCCCUCCUGGAGACAAGGCGCGCCCCCCUGGCACUCAGGGCUUGAAGAACCACGGUAACACCUGCUUCAUGAAUGCGGUGGUGCAGUGCCUCAGUAAUACCGACUUGCUGGCGGAGUUCUUAGCGUUAGGGCAUUACCAGGCAUGGCCUGGCCGAGCGGAGGUCACGGAGCAGCUGGCAGGGCUGGUGCGGUCGCUCUGGACACAGGACUACACCCCACACCUCUCGGUGGAGUUCAAGAACACGGUUUCUAAGUAUGGCUCUCAGUUCCAAGGUAAUUCACAGCAUGAUGCCUUGGAAUUUCUCCUCUGGCUUUUGGAUCGUGUACAUGAAGAUUUGGACAGUUCAUCUUCUGGGCAGACAUCUGAAAAGCCUCAGCCAGAACCCAGCAAAAAUUUGGUACAAACUCUAUCAUCAAAUCAGCCUUCUCAAAGACAGAGUUUUGUUCAGAAUCACUUUCAAGCCCAGUAUAGGUCUUCGUUGACCUGUCCUCAUUGCCAAAAACAGAGCAAUACCUUCGAUCCUUUCCUUUGUGUAUCGCUACCAAUUCCAUCAUGUCAGACCAGAUCCUUAAAUGUCACAUUGGUUUUCCAGUCCAAGAGUCAGAUGUUCUUGCGGAUUGGUUUGGCAGUACCACUUUUCAGCACAGUGGCAACCCUGAGAAAGAUGAUAGCAGAAGAAGGCAAAAUUUCAGCUAAUGAGGUGGUUUUGGUUGAGUUGCAUCCCAGUGGAUUCCAGCGUUCUUUCUUUGAUGAAGAGGAUCUGAAUUGCAUUUCAGAUGGAGACAAUGUAUAUGCUUUCCAAGCCCCUCUUUCACCUAUAUGGGGAGUCCCUGCCUCAUUUUCAGAUUGUCCCUCCAAAAUUCAGUUCAACAAACACAAAGGCCAGAGCCUUCCACAGACAUCUACUUUAUCAACUGAAUCUUUGACAUCUGGAAGUGGGAGCAAAGUGCUAAUUCUACUCUGUAACUUGGUGGGGUCAGGACACAAGGCUAAAAGAUUUGGUCCACCUUUACUAAUGAGGGAAGACAGAGCCAUAUCCUGGGACCAGUUCCAACAACAGGUCUUCAGUACAAUUCAGUGUCUAAUGAAAAAAGAGGUGUCUUUGCAGCAGAGUUUGGGGUCAUUGUUUGCUGUCCGUGUUGUAGGAUUAUCCAACGUGUGCAGCUACUUGUCUCCACAGGAUGGCAGACCCCUCUUUCAUUGGGCUGUUGAAAGGUCUUUGAAGCUCAGUAGGCCAGGAGGCCCCCCACAUAUCAAGCUGGCAAUAGAAUGGGAUAAGACAACCAAAGAGCUCUUUUUUGGAAAUAUUCAGGAGGAAGUAGUACAAGAUGCCCCAAGUGUUCAACUCCAGCAGCAGGCCCAUCUGCAGCCCAGCUGUACCCUAAAUGAGUGCUUUCAACUAUAUACUAAGGAGGAACAGUUGGCUCCUGAUGAUGCAUGGAAAUGCCCCCAUUGCAAGAUCCUCCAACAAGGGAUGGUGAAACUGAGUUUGUGGACAUUGCCUGAUAUUCUCAUCAUUCACCUUAAAAGAUUCUGUCAAGUUGGGGAGAGAAGAAACAAGCUCUCCACUCUGGUGAAGUUUCCUCUCUUUGGCCUCAACAUGGCUCCCCAUGUAGCCAAGAGAAGUCUUGGUCAGGAGCACCUGAUGAAUUCUUGGCCAUCUUGGGAACAGGCUUCUUGCCUACCUAAUAAUUGUUCAUUUGACUUCUUGUAUGACUUGUACGCUGUCUGUAACCAUCAUGGUAGUAUGCAAGGUGGGCAUUAUACAGCCUAUUGCAGAAAUUCACUGGAUGGCCAAUGGUAUAGUUAUGAUGACAGCACAGUAGAGCCUGUUUCAGAAGAGGAGGUCAGCACCCGAGGAGCCUACAUUCUAUUUUAUCAGAAAAGAAACAUCAUCCCUGACUGGUCAGCCAGCAGCUCAAUGAGAGGUUCCAUGAGCUCUUCCAUGUCUGAUCACUGGCUUAUGAGGCUUAGGAGUAACAAUAGCAGCCAAAGAAAAAGCCUCGUGUCUUGGAAUUCUGCAAACUUUGACUCCAUUUCCAAGAUACCUGAUUCUCCCGUCUUCUCCAAAGCCUCUACCAGAGAGGAAAAAGGAGAGUCUGAGUCAAAGCUUUUUGUGCGAAACAAUCGAGGCAGAAGCUGCAGUAUGAAGGAACCUGCCACUUCUAAAAGAAACCAACAUGGGGCUUUUAAGACCAUGCCCCUCAGGUGGUCUUUGGGAGUCAAAGAUAGAACAAAGCAUCAGUCAGCUGAGUUGGUGGAAUAUUUAGAAUCUGGACGAAGACCCAAGUGCACUAAUCGCUCAAUCAUUCCAGUGAUGAUGACCGGUGCUGUUAAGGAGGCAGAUGUUUCAGCAUCAAUACAAUCAAAUAUAAGAGAUUUUACAGAUGAUGAAUGGGAUAGCAAGGGGACAGGUGGGAAGGUGCAGGGUACUAUGAUGAACCCUUCUAAUAAUCUUAAAAAACAGUACCUAACUACUGGCAAUAUUGAUUCUCUAAAAAGAACCAAGAAACUGAAAGAAAGCCUGAGUCAAGAGAUGAGGCUUCCCCCAAAACUUGAUGUUCCUCUGACUGUGCCAAAAUCAGCCGGGACUGAAGAGCCAACUUGGGCAAAGAGCAAUUCAAGCAAACCAAACUGUAAUGGAAACAACCAUAUGAGUAACAGUUUACCAUAUCCCAAGGAUUUUCUGAAUGUCAGAAAUUUCUCUGGGGUGAAUAGAGAUAAUAAUGAAAGACGCUCAGCCAAGUUUUGGACUAAAACACAGGAAAGAAAUCUUGAGUCAGAACUGCUCCAACAAAGCAAGUUUUCCUUUCUCAGAUCCGUUGUUUUGAAGAAAGAGCCCAAGAAGAAGGGUAAUAAUUCAGAGAUUUCUAUCAGUUCUUCUUUCACCUCCCCAUCAAGUAGCAAAUGGAGCAAUACAGAUAAAGAACAAGGGAAUAAGAUGUCACCUUGCAGACAUAAAGAAAUCCUGACAAAGGAUGGGGUGAGCCUCUCAGAAAAGGGUGUCAGUCAAGCCCAUAGCUCCUUCAGGCUCCCCAAACAAGUGAACUGGUUCCAAAGAGCUAGCGUCUCUUAUCCAUUGCACAGGCAGGUGCCUGAAGGACAGACUUCUAAUGGUGCCUUUCAAAGAGUGAAAUACCACACUAUUGCCUUAGGUCAGAAAAAAAUAGUCCCUGAGUCCAGUUUGUGACAAGAGUUGUAAUGUUAUGGGGUUUUUGUAUAAUAUGAACUGUUUGGGGAAGCAAAUUAUUUUAUAUCACUAUAAUUAAAUCAAGUUAUUGAUUUGAACUGGGCCUUCAAGAUAGAAUUUGAACAACAAAGAAUACCACUGAAUAUCUAGUGUGAGGUUUAGAGAGAAAAAGACCUGUAUUCAAAUCUGCCCACAGAUACUUUCUAGCUCUGUGACCCUGGGCAAGUCACUUGACCCUGACUGCCUAGCCCUUGCCCCUUAGUAUUAGAGUUGUUAGUAGGACAAAAGAUAAGAAUUUUAAAAAGAAGAAUAUGAUGAGGAUUAGGGAAGCACCUUUUCAAACCAAAUCCCCCAUUUUAAGGUGUCUGACAGGAUGCCUUCAUUUCCUCACACCACAAGGGGGCUGUAUAGGACAGCAGAUAGUAUAGUAAUUUUUUUUCUUUUAUGACAAUACCUUGCACAAUAAUCCCAAAUGUUUAGGAAUAUAAUUUUAAGGGUGCUACUCUCAGUUUUCCUCUUUUUUUUUGUAAAUCUUUUAAACAAGUAGACAUAUCAAGGAACAUUUCUUGCUUUUUUAAUGUUAUACUGGGAUACAAGGCAACACUGAAAUGAGUCUGGGAGAGGUUGGAGAGAAAUGAUAUUAAAGAAUGUUUAAUAUAUAAAAAAUUUAUUAAAUCAUUUGAGCCUACUAUUUAGAAAACUAUUUUGGUAUUAGGAAAAACAGUCUUAUAUUUUUACUUUCACAAUAAAAUCUAUGGACGAUGUUAUUUAAAACUGUCUCAAUGAAUCAUGAGAAGAGCCCAUUUGGUGUAUUUAUAUGAGCUAAUAGGUAUUGAUCUUGUUUUGAGUGUAUACAUAAAUCAUUGCCCAUAUCUGGCAAGUAUCUGUGUGAAUUUUUUCUGGGAUUUGACAAUGCUAUUUCUUAAGAAGCAAGGUACCAAAUAAUUUCUGUUUUUCUGAAGGUGGUCUAGGCUGUGUCUGAUCAUUAACAUAUGAGUUAUUUUGGUUCCCCUGAGAAUUUUCUUGGGUGGGUCAUACACUCUCGCCCAGCAAGUUCCCACAGAGUUUCCACACUUUCCAAGACGGCUUAUCAACUCAAAUUAGGAGCAACCAAAUGGUAAUCCCAGGGAACCUAGGAAUUUAAUGCAAAGUCUUAAGGGAAAUGGGAAAUUUUUAAUGGCACUUAUCUAAUGGGUUUGCUUUUUGUCCAUACUAUGCCCCUAAGAACCUUCUUCUUCUUAUACGUAUAAUAUGACUACAACAUGCCUUUGAAAAAAAUUUUUUCAGUGUGGGUUUAAAAGCAAUAUCUUCCUUCAUUAGGAGGGAUCAUCAACUUCCAGGUAAGCAUGGCGGCAAUCUAAACACAGCUUACUUACUCUCCCCUGCACACACCGACAAGGACUACCCCGAAAGACCUUAAGAAUCAUUGGCUAACAUGACAGCUAUGGAAAGUAAUGAAUGCUGGAGGGGAUGCAGCAAAGUAGGGACACUAAUUCAUUGCUGGUGGAGUUUUGAAUUGAUCCAACCAUUCUGGAGGGCAAUUUGGAACUAUGCCCAA
Monodelphis domestica (gray short-tailed opossum) is the source of this 5026-nucleotide messenger RNA. It is a transcript of the gene USP43, whose product is annotated as ubiquitin specific peptidase 43. Gene Ontology annotation, biological process: protein deubiquitination. Gene Ontology annotation, molecular function: cysteine-type deubiquitinase activity. NCBI's taxonomy places the organism in Eukaryota, Metazoa, Chordata, Mammalia, Didelphimorphia, Didelphidae. The record is from RefSeq and is a predicted model, not a curated record.